Eleginops maclovinus (Patagonian blennie) is the source of this 1419-nucleotide messenger RNA. Its product is annotated as neuronal acetylcholine receptor subunit alpha-7. The transcript has 10 exons. Bases 16 to 1419 code for a protein of 467 amino acids. Gene Ontology annotation, molecular function: acetylcholine receptor activity; acetylcholine binding; acetylcholine-gated monoatomic cation-selective channel activity. Lineage: Eukaryota; Metazoa; Chordata; Actinopteri; Perciformes; Eleginopidae. The record is from RefSeq and is a predicted model, not a curated record. Gene Ontology annotation, cellular component: postsynaptic membrane; neuron projection; acetylcholine-gated channel complex. Gene Ontology annotation, biological process: synaptic transmission, cholinergic; regulation of membrane potential; nervous system process.
GUGACUCUGCUGAGGAUGGACAUCCUGCAAGUCCUGACGCUCUGCUGCCUUAUCCACGGCUCUCUGCAGGGGGUGCACCAGCGGUCUCUCUACAAGGAGCUGAUGAGGAACUACAACCCGUUAGAGCGGCCGGUCAGCAACGACUCCCACAGCCUCACCGUGCACUUCAGCUUCAGCCUGCUGCAGAUCAUGGAUGUGGACGAGAAGAACCAGGUCCUGACCACCAACAUCUGGCUGCAGCUGUACUGGACAGAUUUCUACCUGCAGUGGAACGUGUCCGAUUAUCCAGGUGUGACCAACGUCAGAUUCCCCGACAGUCAGAUCUGGAGGCCGGACAUCCUUCUGUACAACAGCGCUGAUGAGAGGUUUGAUGCCUCAUUCCACACCAACAUCCUGGUCAACUCCAGCGGAUACUGCCAGUACCUGCCCCCAGGGAUAUUUAAGAGCACGUGCUACAUCGAUGUGCGCUGGUUUCCCUUCGACGUGCAGCGCUGCGACCUGAAGUUCGGCUCCUGGACGUACGGCGGCUGGUCUCUGGACCUGCAGAUGAUCCCAGCCGACAUCACUGGAUACAUCGCCAACGGAGAGUGGGACCUCGUGGAGGUCCCUGGGCGGAGGAGCGAGCGUUUCUAUGAGUGCUGCAAGGAGCCGUACCCCGACGUGACCUUCAGCGUGGUGAUGAGGAGGAGGACGCUGUACUACGGCCUGAACCUCCUCCUGCCCUGCGUCCUCAUCUCCACGCUGGCUCUGCUCGUCUUCCUGCUGCCCGCCGACUCCGGGGAGAAGAUCUCUCUGGGGAUCACCGUGCUCCUCUCUCUCACCGUCUUCAUGCUGCUGGUGGCUGAGAUCAUGCCGGCGACCUCCGACUCGGUUCCUCUCAUCGCUCAGUACUUUGCCACCACCAUGGUGAUCGUGGGUCUGUCAGUCAUCUCCACGGUUCUGGUUCUGCAGGUCCACCACCACCACCCUGACGGAGGACACAUGCCUCAGUGGACCCGGGUGCUCCUGUUGAACUGGUGCUCCUGGUUCCUGAGGAUGCGUCGCCCCGGGGAGGAGAGGGUGCGUCUGUCCUGCCCCCAGGCCUCGGAGCAUGGGGGGGGAAGCAGGUCCCCCCCCCACAUACAGGUCACCAACGGCAACCUCCUGUACCUGGGCUUCAGGGGAGGGGAGGGGCUGCGCUGCGCCUCCCCCUCUGACCCCGAGCUGCUCCAGAUCCUGGAGGAGGUGCGGUUCAUCGCCGGGCGGCUCCGGGGGCGGGACCAGGGGGAGGCGGCCUGCAGCGAUUGGAGGUUUGCGGCGGCGGUGAUCGACCGCCUCUGCCUCCUCGCCUUCUCCCUCUUCACCUCCCUCUGCUCCAUCAGCAUCCUCCUCGCUGCUCCUCACUUUGGGGAGGCUCUCUCCAAAGACUUCUUCAGCUGA